This is a messenger RNA of Plasmodium gonderi, 4350 nucleotides long. RefSeq names its product coatomer alpha subunit. Gene Ontology annotation, cellular component: COPI vesicle coat. Gene Ontology annotation, biological process: endoplasmic reticulum to Golgi vesicle-mediated transport; intra-Golgi vesicle-mediated transport; retrograde vesicle-mediated transport, Golgi to endoplasmic reticulum. The transcript has 5 exons. The record is from RefSeq and is a predicted model, not a curated record. Lineage: Eukaryota; Apicomplexa; Aconoidasida; Haemosporida; Plasmodiidae. Bases 1 to 4350 code for a protein of 1449 amino acids. Gene Ontology annotation, molecular function: protein binding; structural molecule activity.
AUGUUAGUAAAAUGCGAAACAAAGAGCCAGAGAGUGAAAAGCAUCUCAUUUCAUCCCAAAAUAAACAUGAUCCUGGCCGGAUUACACAAUGGAAUAAUUCAGCUAUGGGAUUACAGAAUUGGAAUUUUAAUUGACAAAUUUGAAGAACACGAAGGUCCAGUAAGAGGUAUAGAUUUUCAUACAGUGCAGCCUCUUUUUGUUAGUGGUGCAGACGAUUAUUUAAUAAAAGUGUGGAAUAUACAUUUAAAAAAAUGUGUUUUCAAUUUGGUUGGUCAUUUAGAUUAUAUUAGAAAAGUACAGUUUCAUUUGAAUUAUCCAUGGAUUUUAUCUGCAUCUGAUGACCAAACAAUUCGGAUUUGGAAUUGGCAAAGUAGAGUCUGUAUAGCAAUAUUAACUGGUCAUAACCAUUAUGUAAUGUGUGCAGAAUUUCACCCCACCCAGGAUUUAAUAAUUUCAAGUAGUUUAGAUAAAACUUUACGAGUCUGGGAUAUCAAAUUGUUGAGAGAAAAAAAUGUCAUUUCCAAAAAUGAAAACAUUUUGAAUGAUUUUCCAUACGGAUUGGGAAAAACUGCACAAAAUUUAGACUUGUUCAAUUCCAGCACUGAAAAUGUGAUGAGUAUGUAUUCAUUCAUUUCGAAUGCGCAGAGUAUGCAGCAGCAGUUUCAGGAGCAACUACAUCAGCAACUACAUCAGCAAUUACAUCAGCAGCAACACCUGCAACAACACCAGCAGCAACAGAAUAAUAACAAUAUGUUCGGAGCUUCUGAUGCCAUUUGCAAAUUUGUGCUUGAGGGGCACGAAAAGGGAGUGAACUGUUGCACAUUUCACCACAAUUUACCAAUCAUCGCAUCUGGUUCAGAUGACAAGCUUGUCAAAUUAUGGAGAUAUAACGACAACAAAUGUUGGGAAUUAGACACGCUAAGAGGUCAUUUCAACAAUGUGUCAAGUUUAAUUUUUCAUCCAAAUAAUGAUGAUUUGCUAUUAUCAAAUAGUGAAGAUAGAACUAUUCGAAUUUGGGACAUAAGCAAAAGAACGUGCAUUCAUACUUUUAGAAGAGAAAAUGAUCGUUUUUGGAUUUUGUCUUUUAAACCAAAUUCAAAUUUAAUUGCAUCUGGUCAUGAUUCAGGUAUGGUUAUAUUCAAAUUUGAAAAAGAAAAAUGCCCAUUUGAUAAAUUCGAAAAUUUUCUCUAUUAUGUUAAAGAAAAACGUAUAUGUGCAUAUGAUGUGAAGAAAAAUAUACACAUUAAUAUAUGCCAAGUAAGGAAAAAUGGAAAUGCAAUGAUCUCUGGAUAUCACAAGUUAGUAUACAAUCAUUUCUGUACCACACAUAUUAUGAUUUUGUUUAUUUAUAAAGAAGAGGAAAAUUUCUCUUUUGAUCUCAUUAUAUGUGACAGAAUUGGUUCUGGUGUAUUAUCUAGGGAAUCUAUGAUGGGAGGAAUCAUUUCUUCUUCUUCUUCUUCGUGUACAACUCCUGCUGCUAUGUUUUCUGCUUCCACCGCACCAACAUCUGCUCAACCAUCUUUGAAUUUUUUUAAACCGUGGAUAAAAGGCUCAAGUGGGUCUAAAUCUGGAGUAACAAAAAAUGUAAAUGGCACUCCUCUUCCGAAUAAUAUUCCAAAUGCUAGAAAUGGAGAAUUUAAUCCUGAGAGCGUAAAGUAUUUAAUAAAAAAUAAACACUGUUGUAAUGUGGCAUUUUAUACACGAAAUAAAUAUAUCAUUGUAGAGAAAAGAAAUAAUAAUUACAUUUUGAGUGUACACAAUUUACCAGAUGACAAUGUAACAAAACGAAUAGAAGUACCGUUUAGAGUAGAAAGUUUGUAUCCACUUAGCAAUAACAAAAUUAUUAUUUUUUCAGAGAAUAAAAUAUAUCUAUAUGAUAUUAAUAUGAAGAAAAUUUUGAAUGAAAUGAAUCACACAGAUACAAUAAUUUCAGUGGAAGUACUUAAGGAGCACUACAUUGCCUUUGUAUUCAAGUAUAAUAUAGUUGUUACAACAAUCGAUUUGACUCAUUUAUCCACUGUUCAUGAAUAUAUUCGUGUUAAAAGUGGAGUUUGGGAUGAAGAAAAUAAAAGCGUCUUCAUAUACAACACACUCAGUCAUUUAAAAUACAUACUCGUAAAUGGAGAAAAAGGGUUAAUCAAAUGCAUGGAAGAACCAGUUUAUCUAUUUAAAAUUUACAAAAGUAUGUUAUAUUACAUAAAUAGAAAACAACAAGUACUUAGCGAACUUCUCAACAACACGGAAUACAUGUUCAAGUACUCCCUUGCAAAUAAUGACGAGAAAAGUGCAUAUCAUUACCUGAACAUGCACCAUCAGGAAGACAACACUGUUAUCACCACUACUGGCACUGACACUACUGCUACUUCCGGGAAUGCAAUCCAAAAUGAAGAACAGGAAAAGAAGAGAAAUAAAAAAAGGCUUUACUUUAGCUACAAUUUGAUAGGAUACAUUAAAAAAAAAGGAUAUGCGAAUUUAGCUGUUCAAAUGGUCAACAAUAAUCACACCCUUUUUAAUCUAUCCAUUCAAUUAGGGCACUUAUAUAAUGCUUUAACAGCAGCAAUAAAAAUUGAUAAAAAACAUAUAUGGAACAUACUCAGUACACAUGCAUUAUUACUAGGGAAUUAUGAAAUUGCAGAAUAUUCAUUACAAAGAAUUAAAGCAUACGAUAAAUUAUCUUUUCUUUAUUUUUUUAGUGGAAAUAUAGAAAAGUUAAAAAAAAUGUUAAAUAUAUCCAUCAUAAGAAAUGACUUUACAUCCAUCUUCUUAAAUUCCUUGUACUUAGGAGAUAUUCAACAAAGAAUAAAUAUAUUUAUUCAGCAAAAUCAAGUGAACUUAGCUCUCAUAUGUUCUCGUCUCUAUAACAUAUCCAUAAACGUGUCUGAAAAGCAGUUUGAUUUUGACAUAAAUGAGUGUACCUAUUGCCCAGAAAAAUCUUACUACCUUUCACCACCCAUACCGAUUGUUAAAAUUGACCCCAAUUCAAUCACAACACAGAAGAACCAUUCCUCUGUUACACCUAACUGCACUGAGAAGGCACAAUUGGGAAAAGAUGUCGAAGCUGAUACUCCAUCCAUCAUUACAAACACACAAAAAUCAGUGAAACAGCGGAAGCAGCAAUUGAAGCAACAAUGCAGAUGGGGAACGACUACUGCAUGGAAUGCAUCCUACAACUGGCCCGUUAUCAACCUCGAAAAAAAAAAUCAAUAUAUUGCUGAACCGAGUAACACGUCAUCUCAGGUGGCAAAAAAAAGAGAUAUGACCAAGUCAGAUGAAAAAAGCAACCCCUCAGAAGAAAAUGACGAUGCAUGGAAAGAUGAAGUAAAUGAUGAAGACAUUAUAAAUAUCGAUUUAGAUUUGGAUGAACAUAAAAAUAUACUUAACAAAAAUAUGAGCAGUUCGACAAUAUCCACGAAAAUAGAGAGAGCAGAAAAUGUGUAUGAAAAAUUGGCAAAAAAAUACGGGCGAAUUAUAGACCAUAUAAGGACAGGAAACAUCACAAAUGCAUUAACAUUAAUAUCAAAAAAAUAUGGAAUUGUUGAUAUGAAGCCAUUAAAAACAAUUAUAAAAAAUGUAUACAUUUCAACAUAUGCUUAUAUAACACCUAUUCCAAAUUUUGUUCAUUUAAAAAUUCCAAUAAAUACUAAUGAACAAACUAUGAAUAAUAAUAUGUACGUGAAUCAGCAUUUCCUUUUUAAUCAAAUUAAAAAAGCACACAAAUUAGUAACUUUGGGAAAAUUCCCCGCUGCAUUAAAUCUCUUUAGAAAUACACUAUAUCAUAUGAUAUUUAUAAUUACUAAUAAUAACGAAAAAGAAAUGAAUGAAUAUUUACACAUUUGUACGAGCUACAUUUUAGCCAUGCGUUUAGAAGAGGAAAGAAUUUCUACGUCUAAUCAGGACCCACGUAGGAGCUUAGAAUUAAUGGCAUAUUUCACGUGCUGUUCUCUGCAAAAUUCUCAUUUAUAUCUAGUCCUAAGAAGAGGGAUGGGCCUCGCCUGGAAGGCACAGAACUAUGUCACGGCUGGAUCGUUCGCUAAACGACUAAUAAAUGGAAACUAUGAAAACAUCAAAGGAUCAGAAGAAGAAAUAGUUAAAGCCAAAAAAAUUCUGCUAAUGUGUGAACAGAAAAGCACGGAACAGUACAACAUUGAUUAUGAUCCCAACGACUACAGCAACAUGAAAAUAUGCAGUGUUAGCUUAGCGAAAAUCAAACCAAAUGAAGAAAUUGUAACUUGUCCAUUUUGCCAAUCCAUUUCCAAACGAGAAUAUACUUCUCAAUUAUGCCCAAACUGUGUAAUUGCCCAGUUAGGAAUAAAGGCACUUGGAUUUGACUUCUUAAACAAGAACAUAUGA